UGAAAAAUAUCGUGCAUUUCAACGUUUUACGGAAAACGCAAUUUAGUAACCCGAAAAGCAAAAGAAUCACCUCAGUCCAUCCUCCUCUAUUCGUACCAGUAACUCAGUAAGGCAGUAACCACUGAAGGCGGCUGAAAAUCUAAUGUCGAACGACUGCGAGAAGAUGAAGGUAGAAGAAGAAGAAGACGAACAAAUUGUAACUCCAUGGGAAGUAUCUGCAAAAGAAGGUGGCAAAAUCGAUUACGAUAAACUUAUCGAUCAAUUUGGUUGUCAACGUCUUGAUUCUGCUCUUAUUCAACGCUUUGAACGUCUAACGCGUCGUCCUGCUCACGUCUUCCUUCGUCGCGGUGUCUUCUUUGCUCAUCGUGAUUUGAGUGAGAUACUUGAUGCGUAUGAAAGAGGUGAUAAGUUUUACUUGUAUACUGGUCGAGGACCUUCUUCUGAAGCGUUGCAUUUAGGGCAUUUGGUCCCUUUCAUGUUCACCAAGUACCUCCAGGAUGCUUUUAAGGUACCCUUGGUGAUUCAGUUAACUGAUGAUGAGAAAAGCAUGUGGAAGAACUUGUCUGUGGAGGAGAGCAUUAGACUUGCACGUGAGAAUGCUAAGGAUAUCAUUGCCUGUGGAUUUGACGUGUCCAGAACCUUCAUCUUCACUGACUUCAACUAUGUUGGUGGAAAGUUCUUCCAGAACAUGAUCAAGGUUGCCAAGUGUGUGACACUGAACAAGGUUUUUGGUAUAUUUGGUUUUACUAAUGAAGACCACAUUGGCAAAAUAUUUUUUCCGGCAACUGAGGCAGCUCCUGCCUUUUCCAGCUCAUUUCCUCACUUAUUUUCUGGCCAAGAAAAUAUUCGUUGUUUGAUUCCUUGUGCUAUUGACCAGGAUCCUUACUUCAGAAUGGCAAGAGAUGUUGCUCCUCGGAUCGGAUACCAAAAACCUGCUUUAAUCGAGUCUUCCUUCUUCCCUGCACUUCAGGGUGAGGCUGGGAAAAUGUCUGGAAGUGAUCCUAAUUCUGCCAUAUAUGUGACGGAUUCUGCAAAGGACAUUAAGAACAAGGUGAAUCGAUAUGCUUUUUCUGGAGGGCAAGAUUCUAUAGAGAAGCACCGGAAGUAUGGAGCCAAUCUAGAGGUAGACAUACCGGUCAAGUAUCUUGGCUUUUUCUUAGAGGAUGAUGCCGAGCUUGAGCACAUUAGAACAGAUUAUGCUGCUGGGAGGAUGCUGACAGGUGAGGUGAAGCAGCGGCUCAUUGAAGUUUUGACUGUGAUGGUUGAAAGACAUCAACAAGCCCGGGCUGCAGUGACUGAUGAGAUGGUGGAUGCCUUCAUGGCUGUGAGGCCUCUUCCACACAUGUUCGACUGAUGCUAUAAAUCCAAUGAAUCUAUCGCACUGGUGUCAAUUUUGGUAGUGAUUGAAGAGGCAAAUCAUUGACAUGCAGUUAUUUGAUUUUCAGCAUUUUUGUAUUAGUUGUAGUCUUACAUGUACAUCAACAUUGAAUCUCAAUAUUUAAUGCUUCCUCCAUCCCAAAUUAGUUGCACCAUUUGUCUUUUCUGGAAGUUUCAAAUUAGUUGUAAUACUAUUUAUUUGGUUAUUUAGGUUCUUAUUACACGGGUCUCCUUUUUUUA
Messenger RNA from Beta vulgaris subsp. vulgaris (sugar beet), 1617 nucleotides. RefSeq names its product tryptophan--tRNA ligase, cytoplasmic. Lineage: Eukaryota; Viridiplantae; Streptophyta; Magnoliopsida; Caryophyllales; Amaranthaceae. Gene Ontology annotation, molecular function: ATP binding; tryptophan-tRNA ligase activity. Gene Ontology annotation, biological process: tryptophanyl-tRNA aminoacylation. The transcript has 12 exons. Gene Ontology annotation, cellular component: cytoplasm. Bases 143 to 1354 code for a protein of 403 amino acids. The record is from RefSeq and is a predicted model, not a curated record.